GAAGAAGAGGAACGGUCAGCACUGGAGCUAGCAGCAGAGCAGUGUCGGUUGUGGCCAACACUCCCACGUGAAAAACAGCUAGAGCUCAUCCAGAAGGAGGAGAGUACAGUAUUUAGCCAGGCCAUUCAUUAUGCCAAUCGUAUGAGCUACCUACUACUACCAUUGGAUACUUCUAAAAACCGCCUUCUGCGAGGGGGAGCAGGCCUGGGAGAUACUGAAAGCGUGAGCAACAGCUUCAUUACCAACAGCAUGGCAGGCAGUGUUGCAGAAAGUGCAGACACAGAAAGUGGGUUUGAAGAUUCAGAAAGUUCAGAUGUGGCACAUUGUGUGGUCAGAUUCAUCACACGGUUUGUGGACAAAGUAUGUACAGAGAGUGGUGUCACACCAGAUCAUCUGAAAGGCCUUCACACCAUGAUUCCCGAUAUUGUUCAGAUGCACAUAGAGACUUUGGAUGCAGUACACAGAGAGAGUAAGAGGCUUCCACCUAUUCAGAAGCCCAAACUCUUGCGGCCCACAUUGCUAGUUGGUGAGGAUUUGCUAAUGGAAGGCCUCAGAGUUUACUUACUGCCAGAUGGCAGAGAGGAGGCAUCGGGUGGCAGUCUUGGAGGACCCCCACUGCUUCCUUCCGAAGGGGCCCUCUUCCUCACUACUUACCGCUGCAUCUUCAAGGGUACUCCAGUUGAUCCUUUAGUGUCAGAACAGACGGUAGUGCGGUCCUUUCCUAUUGCUUCUCUGACUAAGGAAAAGAAAAUCAGUGUUCCAGCUCAUCUGGACCAGUAUGUGCAAGAAGGACUUCAGCUACGCUCGUGUACUUUUCAGCUCUUGCGAGUGGCAUUUGAUGAGGAGGUUCCAUCUGAAGUGUCUGAGGGUUUCCGCAAGCAACUUCACAAGCUUAGGUAUCCUCAAGAUGUCCUUGGGACCUUUCCAUUGAGUGUUGGUCUCUCCCUCCCGCAUGCCUCUCAACCCAGGACCAAGGACAAAAACCCCUCCAUCAAGACCAUAUCUAAGAACCUUGUGAAGAAUGCUAAAAAGACAAUUGGCAGGCAGUAUGUGACACGCAGGAAAUACAGUCCCCCAUCCUGGGAUCUCCGUAGUAGUCAGAACUCUUUGGAACAACAGAGUGAUGACAUUUCUGUGUCUGAAGACAUGGAAAGAAGUACACUGACCAUUUCCACCCUAAAGGCUCCUGACAAACAGGCAGGGGGUAAUCUGGCAGAGAGAGCGUGCUGCCGUGACUAUCAGAGAAUGGGGCUUGGUACACUGAGUAACAGCUUGACUCGUGCUAAAAACGAACCAUUUCGAAUCUCUACUGUAAACCGCAUGUACGCAGUUUGUAACAGCUACCCAGGGUUGCUUAUAGUGCCACAGAGUAUCCAGGACAACACUCUACAGAAGAUAUCCCGCUGCUACAGGCAAAAUAGAUUUCCAGUAGUAUGUUGGCGCAGUCCUCGGACCAAAGCCGUUCUGCUACGCUCAGGGGGGCUUCAUGGCAAAGGCGUAGUUGGACUCUUUAAAUCUACCAAUACCACUGCCACUGGCCCAUCUCAGACAGACUCUACUUCUUUGGAGCAAGAGAAGUACCUCCAGGCCAUAGUGACCUCAAUGCCUCGCUUUGCAGAAAUGAGUGGGCGCAACACCCUCAGUGCAUUCCCAUCUGCACAUCUCUAUGUUGUAGGUAAAUGGGGCAGCAUGCGUGGCACUGGGAGACUUAGUGCCUAUGGUAUGAACGCAGAUGUAGGAACACGAUUGGCUGCUAGAGAGCUUUUGACCCCCCAUCAAAAUGGAGGACCCUCAGAGAGUGCACUGACCCCACGAAGAGCUGCGCUGUACAUCAUAGGUGACAAGUCACAACUCAAAGGAGUAAAGCAAGACCCACUUCAGCAGUGGGAACUGGUCCCCAUUGAGCUUUUUGAUGUGAGGCAAGUGAAGGCCAGUUUUAAAAAAUUGAUGAAAGCCUGUGUACCUAGUGCCCCCUCCACAGACCCCAGCCUGUCGUAUCUGCGCACACUGGAAGACUCCGAAUGGCUGUUACAGAUUCACAAGCUCCUGCAGGUCUCUGUGCUGGUUGUGGAGUUACUAGACAGUGGAUCUUCUGUUCUGGUUGGAUUGGAAGAUGGGUGGGAUCUCACUACACAGUUGGUGUCCCUAGUUCAACUGCUGUCUGACCCAUAUUACCGGACUAUUGAGGGUUUUCGGCUACUCUUGGAGAAAGAAUGGCUUUCAUUUGGUCACAGAUUCAGCCAUCGUGGAGCACAUACUGCGGCCAGUCAGAGCAAUGGUUUCACUCCUGUUUUUCUACAGUUUCUGGACUGUGUGCAUCAGAUCCAUUUGCAGUUCCCCUCUGAGUUUGAGUUCAGUCAGUAUUAUCUGAAGUUUUUGGCAUAUCACUAUGUGUCAAACCGGUUCCGCACCUUCUUGUUGGAUUCAGACUGUGAGAGAAUAGAGAAAGGCAUUCUCUAUGAGGAGAAGGGUGAUCGGAGAGGCCCCCAAGUUUGCAGAUCAGUAUGGGAUUAUAUGGAACGGCUGAAUAAGAAAAAUCCAGUGUUUUACAACUACAUGUUCAGUCCUGAAGAUGGAGAAGUGCUGCGUCCAUACAGCUCAGUAUGGGGUCUUCGUGUAUGGGAUUAUUAUACUCAUGAGGCAAUGAGUGAAGGGCCUUCUUAUGACUGGGAACUUCUACAAGCACCCCGCCAUGAAGAACCUGAAAAAACUGACAGUUCUGCCCCGCAGACCAAACGCAAGAUUAUUUGGCCUUCCUAUCAUGCACCGCAGCGUGUUCAGCCUGACGCCAUCACAUGCUUAUUAGAGGAGUUGCAGAAUCUGGAGAUGGAUUUGCGGCCUGUACCAGAACGUUGGAAAGAAGCCUGGGAUAAGGUCAAAGCUGUCCACAGGACAGAGGUUCGACAUGAGAGUCGAAAAUCAAGCGCUCUGCUAAUGUCAUCAAAUGUGUCCUCUCAGCGCCAGUCAUUGGGAAUAUAUCUCCAGGAGAGUGGUGUGGGAUCUACGCUGAACCUGAGCUUAGAAAGUGGUCCAAGCACUACAAGUACGCCUACCAGUGCAGGGAAAAUGGGCGCUCGCAACAGCACUAGCACCUUAUACAAUCAGUUCAACACUGCAGAGAGAGAAAACAGGUCAUAUGAAGGGACUUUGUAUAAGCGAGGAGCUUUUAUGAAACCUUGGAAACCACGUUGGUUUGUGUUGGACAAGACAAAACAUCAGCUGCGCUAUUAUGAGAGCCGUACAGACACUGAAUGUAAAGGGGAGAUAGAUUUGGCGGAGGUGGAGUCUGUCUAUACAGGUACUCCAACCAUGGGUGCUCCCAAAAAUAUGGAUGAAAGGUCAUUUUUUGAUUUGAAAACAACCCGGCGGGUUUAUAAUUUCUGUGCCACAGACCCUUUGUUGGCCCAGCAGUGGAUUGACAGGAUUCAGAGCUGCCUGUCAGAUGCGUGA
This is a messenger RNA of Staurois parvus, 3450 nucleotides long. The record is from the annotation of a GenBank genome assembly. NCBI's taxonomy places the organism in Eukaryota, Metazoa, Chordata, Amphibia, Anura, Ranidae.